Molecule: messenger RNA, 2133 nt
Organism: Oncorhynchus gorbuscha (pink salmon)
Lineage: Eukaryota; Metazoa; Chordata; Actinopteri; Salmoniformes; Salmonidae
Exons: 13
Coding region: 275-1930 (551 amino acids)
Biological process (GO): positive regulation of ERK1 and ERK2 cascade; T cell activation; interleukin-15-mediated signaling pathway
Cellular component (GO): membrane raft; external side of plasma membrane
Molecular function (GO): MHC class II protein binding; protein tyrosine kinase binding
Source: RefSeq, a predicted model, not a curated record
GGAUCAAGGACACGCAACAGCGCUAGGGUUGUAUUUGGAAAAGAACAAGUGACGAUGCACCUGCUGGCACCAGGAAGAAAAAUAUAUACUUUGAUUGCCAUCUGAACCACACCUUUAGCAAAAACACCGCGUAGCCUACUUUACGCCGAAACUCAAGUUACCGAGGGAGUGUCACGGUCAGAAAAUAGUCUAGUCAAAUUAGUUAGGGACAAGUAGACUGUUUAUUAAUAAUUUAUUUCACAACCGUAAGAAGGAACAUGUUAUCGUAAAAAACAUGUCAAGACCUAGUGUACACCUGAACGUUGAUUGGAUCGUAACUGAAACCUCCCCGGCAGACCCUGACUGGAGUGAUAUCAUUGUGACAAUGGUUGGCAGGGAAGUUACCUUACCCUGUGUUGAUUGGCCUCUCACCGGUUCUGUGAGCAUUAAUUGGAAGAUGAAGUCUCCUAGCGUGGACCACUGGAAACUGGUCCUCUCGGCCAAUGAGAGGCAGCAGUUCUCGGGGGCAGCCUCAAAGGCUUCCAUGCGAUUGGUUGACUCAAACUUUCAGGAAACUGGGGACUUCUCUCUGCUGUUCGUCCCCAAAAUGGAGGACAAGGGUCGCUACUCCUGUCUGAUUAUACAGCAACAGAAGAAACUGAGAGAGAAGAUCAUACUAUUAGCCGUCCUCACAGUCUCUAUCUUUCCUUCAGCCACUCUCCCUCAGCACAGCACACUGCGUCUGAUGGCAGAGGUAUCCCCCGCCUCCGCCGUUUCCGAGGUAACCUGGCUGUCCCCUGGUGGGACGCCCCUACGAUUGGCAAGGAGGUCUGGGGGGGGUGUUGCCAAGCUGCCCCAGAUACGCCUCACUGACCAGGGGGUAUACAUCUGCCAGGUGUACCCAAGGGGUAACAGCAGCUCCCCUAUGUUCCCCUUCACUGUGGAUCUCCGCGUGGAUGGUAUGAAUGUGGCCUCGUUCACCAAUAUAAGCCAUAGUGCUCAGAUCUCUAUGGCCAGUCUCACCCAGACCCCUCUCACCCUCGCCUGCCCUCCGAUGCGGGGCGACUAUGUCCUGCUCUAUUGGAAGCCUCCAGACAGCAGAAACAUCAACACCACAACCCUGGUCUACGGGUACGACCGCUGGAGGGACCGCACAGAGCAGAGCAAGACUCAUGCCCAGCUGAGCCUGGACGGGCCAUUGUCUACCCCAAAAGAGGGUUUCUUCUCCUUCCUGCUGAGCCCGGGGCUGAAUGACGGAGGCCUCUACAUGUGUGAGGUCUUCCUCAAUGACAACGUGUUCAGCCAGAGGACCCUGCUUAGUAUCCUCCAAGUGAAAGCCAGACAUUCUCCAUCAGCCCUGGUCCUGACGUGUCAGUAUACAGAGCGCUCCCAGGUGAAGCGGGUGGUGUGGAGCCACCAGAACCAGAGUCACACGCUGAAGUGGAGCUCCUCUGGCCCGGGUCACCUCAGCACCCAGGUCCCCCUGUCCCCCACCCAGGACACGGCUGGGAACUACACCUGCACCAUGCUACUGCGGAACGGACAGGCGGUCAAGGCUGUUUACACCGUCAAACUGCCCCCGAAAGAUAACACAGAGAGCACUACUUCUAUCUCUCCUCCUCACCCAGAGAGCAACAGUGCCUCGCUCCUUCCCUUCCUCUCUGCUUCAUUGCUCCUGGUGCCCCUGGUUGCCGCGGUUGCUGGUGUGUUGCUAUGGAGACAGAAAGACAUUUCUCGCCGCGGUAUUGAACAGUCUCUCUCCCACUACUCUGGGGAAGUGGAAAAUAUCUAUGAGAAUCCUGAGGAUAUCAGACAGACUUCCCCCCAGGGUUCAGUGUACAUGGACCUGAAGCCCAGAGUGGAAGAUGAUGUCUACGAGAAAUUGGAUCGAUACAAAUCAUGCAGCCUUCUGGAGACCUCCACAUCUCAGGAUUUAUCAGCAAAAUCUUGAAGCAAUAUUAUCUCACCUCUGUUCAGUAUAUGAACAUUUACAGUGCCUUGACUUUUUUCACAUUUUGUUGUGUUACAGCCUAAAUGUCUCUAGCCAACACACAAUACCUGAUAAUGUCAAAGUGGAAUUAUGUUUUUUGACAUUUUUACAAAUUCAUAGAAAAUGUCAAGCUGAAAUGUCUAAAGUAAAUAAGUAUUCAACCC